Molecule: messenger RNA, 864 nt
Organism: Prorocentrum cordatum
Lineage: Eukaryota; Dinophyceae; Prorocentrales; Prorocentraceae
Source: the annotation of a GenBank genome assembly
GAGCAAAUGGUCGCGAGCCAUCCGGAUCUGGUGGGCAACGACAAGACGCAGAGCCAGGCCGUCGAGGCGGCGCUCCAGCAGCACUUCGCCAGUCGCCCGCCGCCCCCGAUCUCAGCCGCCAAGCCUCCGUCGUUGGAUGCUGCUGAACGCUUCAAGGCGCCCCCUUUCAAGCAGGAGCAUAUCUGCAAAAAGGUCGAGCGCUGCUGUUGGGAGCUGGUGACGGCGGAGCACAAGGUGCAGGAUAUCCAAUCUCGGCUCGACGAGCUCACUGAGGAGCACCUCCAGGCGACGAUGGCGCACGAGGCGGCGGUUGUGGCGGUGGCGGGGAAGGGCGCCUCGUCGGAACCCGCGCUGCCUGAACGCCUCGCCUUCCGCCUCGGCCUGUCCCUCUUCGUGGACGUUGAUGAGGCGGACGAGGACAACCGCGCUGCGGCGGAGGCGCUCCAGGCCGCCAGGCGCGUGAUGGAGAAGGCCUACGACGCGCUGGCAGCGCAGAAGGAGGGCGCGCGGAUCCAGAGCGCGGAGGCCGCGCAGCUCGCGCGCAUGCAGCGGCACCUCCAGGACAAGGCCAAGGUCCAGCAAGAUGCCACGAAGAGGAGGUCCUCGGAGGGGGCGGUUGCAGGCGGCGACGCCGAGGCCGCGCUAGAGGCCGCGCUAGAGCCUGCCACCCCCUGCGUAGCCGAGGCGCCCGUGCCCCCGACCCCUGUGGCUUCGGAGGCCGACGCCGACGUGGUUCCCGCGGCUAGCGUGCUCGCUGCGGAGGUGCCCGUGCUCGAGGCGACCCCCGAGCGCGAGGCCCAGCACCUCUCGCAGGCCCAGGCCAUCCACGAUAGGGCGACCAAGGAGCUCGCCGGGCAGCUCGCA